This is a messenger RNA of Coffea eugenioides, 2865 nucleotides long. RefSeq lists its product as uncharacterized. The transcript is spliced from 17 exons. The record is from RefSeq and is a predicted model, not a curated record. Gene Ontology annotation, cellular component: vacuole. Gene Ontology annotation, biological process: proteolysis. Lineage: Eukaryota; Viridiplantae; Streptophyta; Magnoliopsida; Gentianales; Rubiaceae. Gene Ontology annotation, molecular function: serine-type carboxypeptidase activity. The coding region runs from base 1 to 2865 and encodes 954 amino acids.
AUGGAGAAGCUACAACUUAGCUUGAAACUCCUGUUUUUGGUACUUUCUCUUCUGUGCCAUGAUGGUAAAGCUUCUAUAUCAUCAAUUGGUGGGCUCAAAAUGGAGGAAUUGUUGCAAGAAGAGCCCUCUCAGAACUUCACUUCCACGAAAUUUGGAUCAGAUACGUCUUUCAGCCUUUCAUCAGCGUAUCUUUGCUCCCAAAGUGGGCGCAAAGAAAAUGACAAGAUUCAAAGGCUGCCUGGACAGCCUGACGGAGUAGACUUCAACCAAUAUUCAGGAUAUGUUACUGUUGAUCCCAAUUCAGGACGAGCUUUGUUUUACUAUUUUGUCGAAUCACCAAGAAACUCUUCAUCUAAUCCACUUGUCCUGUGGCUCAAUGGAGGUCCCGGUUGUUCUUCUCUUGGAGCCGGAGCAUUGACGGAACUUGGGCCAUUUAGAGUUGAAAAAGGUGGCAAGACUCUCUACAGAAAUCAAUAUGCAUGGAAUGCAGAGGCCAAUAUCAUAUUCUUGGAGUCUCCAGCUGGUGUUGGAUUUUCAUAUACAAAUACAACAUCAGAUUAUGAUUUCACUGGGGACGAAAGAACUGCAGUGGAUACGUAUACGUUUCUAGUCAAUUGGCUUGAGAGGUUCCCCGAGUACAAGACUAGGGACUUUUUUAUUGCAGGAGAGAGCUAUGCUGGCCAUUAUGUACCUCAGCUAGCUCAAGUGAUACUACACGCAAACACUAAUACGAACCAUACUAAAAUCAAUCUAAAAGGAAUCGCUGUUGGCAAUGGGUUGAUUGACUACGAAUCCUACAGUAGGGGAUGGUUAGACUAUUAUUGGACUCAUGCCCUUAUAUCAGACGAAAUAUAUAUUGGACAUAAAUCCAACUGCAAUUUCUCGUCUCCUGCUCCUCCAUCUGAUAUAUGUCGCCAAUAUCAAGACCAAGUCAUAAAUGCCACUAAGGACAUAUACCCUUACGACAUUUUUGCGCCCUUGUGCAAUUCCACCUCUUCAUCCACUCUGAUCUCAGUCUUUGAUCCCUGCUCGCUGGAUUAUGCUUUCGACUACUUAAACAACCCCGCAGUUCAGAUUGCUCUUCAUGUGGAUGCUGCCACUUUUCCUUAUCCCUGGGAACUGUGCAAUCUUACCAUGAAUGGUAGCUGGAAAGACCGACGUUUGCCUAUACUACCAAUUAUCACUGAGUUGAUGGAAUCCGGAAUUCCAGUUUGGAUUUACAGUGGUGACACGGAUGGUGCAGUGCCAGUAACGUCCUCAAGGUAUGCCAUCAAUAAACUUGGGAUAUCUGUGAAAACUCCCUGGUAUCCUUGGUACCUCCAGAAUGAGGUUGGCGGAUAUGUGGUUGAGUAUGAAAACUUGAUGUUCGUUACCAUAAGAGGAUCUGGACAUUUUGUUCCUAGUUACCAGCCAGCAAGAGCCCUUGCACUCUUCUCUUCAUUCAUUGACACGCCAUUGGACUCUUUCCCUUCUUUCGUGAAGAAACUAUGCCGCUUUCAAGCUAGGAUUGUUGAACAGGACAAUGCCAAGAAGAACCCAUUCUCCAUCAAAGUCAGGAUGCAUCAAAAGCUGGAAGGUGGAGAAAUUGUGGAAGUUGCAUCCGUCGAUCACGCCAAGGUCACCAAAUCUGAAUCUGAUGCAUCUGCCAAGGCUUUUGCUGUGCAUGUUAGCCCCCAAGAUGGACUCAAAGAGAGAGACAAAAUUGACAGAUUACCCGGGCAACCUGAUGGAGUAGACUUCAACCAGUUUUCAGGCUAUGUUAAAGUAGACUCUGGAAGAACUUUGUAUUAUUAUUUCGUUGAAUCCCCACAGGAUUCAUCUUCCAAACCCCUUCUCAUGUGGUUUGCCGGAGUGCCUGGUUGUUCUUCCUUUGGUGUUGGAGCAUGGACGGAAAUUGGGCCAUUUAGGGUCAACAAAGAUGGCAAAACUCCGUACCGUAACCCAUAUGCCUGGAAUAGUGAGGCCAAUCUCAUCUUUGUUGAGGCACCAGCUGGUGUUGGAUUUUCAUACUCAAACACGAGUGCAUAUUAUGAACGUAUUGGCGACACCCUCACUGCAUACGAUACAUAUACCUUCUUAGUCAACUGGCUCGAGAGGUUUCCAGAACACAAGAAUAGAGACCUUUUUCUUGCAGGAGAAAGGUAUGCAGGCCAUUAUGCUACGCAACUUGCUCAGCUGAUACUCCGUCAAAAUAACUACUCAAAUCAGAUUACUGCGAUCAACUUAAAGGGAAUUGCACUCGGAAAUUCGUACAUUGACUAUGAAUCAAGUUUCUACGGAUCAUUAGACUAUGCGUGGACACAUGCCCUCAUAUCAGAUGAGAUAUAUAACGGAGUGAAUUCCAAUUGCAAUUUAUCUUUAGUCAUUCAAUCUGAUAACUGCUCUGAAUAUCUGAACCUAAGUAACAAUGUCACUGAAGGCAUCAAUCCUUAUGAUAUCUAUGCAUCCUUGUGCAAUUCUACACCUGGAGCGGCUCCGUAUUCAUAUGUUGGCCCGUGCUCCACCGACUAUGUCUCGGAUUACAUGGAAAAUCCUGAAGUUCAGAUUGCUCUUCAUGCAAAUAUUUCCACCGUUCCUUAUCCGUGGAAAAUUUGCAACGGGGACACUGAUAGUGCUAUUCCAGUAACAUCUGCCAAAUAUGCUGUUAAUAAGCUGAAGUUAUCGGUGAAAACUGCAUGGUACCCAUGGUACCUUCAAAAUGAGGUCGGAGGCUACGUUGUUGAAUACCAGAACUUGACAUUCGUUACCGUCAGAGGGGCCGGAGUUUUUGUUCCCGACCAUCAACCAGCGAGAGCCCUCGCUCUCUUCACUUCAUUCAUCAAUGCACAGUUGCCCCCCUUCCACCUGGACUUUUAUUCGGGAUGA